GUCUAUUUUGUUGGGUGUGGCACAGAUGAACCUCGGAAUUAUAUUAAGUUACUUCAAUGCACGUUUCUUCAACAAUACGCUUGAUAUUAAGUAUCAGUUUGUGCCACAAGUGAUCUUUCUCAACAGCCUUUUUGGAUACCUGUCUCUCCUCAUUGUUGUUAAAUGGUGCACUGGAUCUCAGGCGGAUCUCUACCAUGUUAUGAUUUAUAUGUUCCUAAGUCCUUUCGAGCCUCUUGGUGAAAACCAGUUGUUUUGGGGCCAGAGUGUGCUUCAGGUAGUAUUGCUGCUUUUAGCACUUGUUGCUGUUCCAUGGAUGCUUUUCCCAAAACCUUUUAUUUUGAAGAGACUUUACACCGAGAGAUUUCAAGGCGGAACUUAUGGCCUUCUUGGAACAUCCGAGGUGGAUACUUAUGAAGAACCAGACUCUGCGAGGCAACACCACCAUGAGGAGUUCAAUUUCAGUGAGGUUUUUGUGCAUCAAAUGAUACACUCUAUUGAGUUUGUUCUGGGUGCUGUCUCUAAUACUGCAUCAUACCUUCGGCUGUGGGCUUUGAGUUUGGCUCAUUCUGAAUUGUCUACUGUGUUCUAUGAGAAAGUUCUCCUCCUUGCUUGGGGGUAUGAUAACCUGAUCAUACGGCUGAUUGGGCUAGCAGUAUUCGCCUUCGCCACAACCUUUAUACUACUCAUGAUGGAGACUCUUAGCGCAUUCCUUCAUGCAUUGCGUCUUCAUUGGGUGGAAUUCCAGAACAAGUUCUAUCAUGGCGAUGGCUAUAAGUUCAAGCCAUUCUCUUUUGCUGCAUUAGCAGAUGAUGAGGAUUAGUACACAACCUUUAUUUUCCCCUUUUUUCCCGGGAAACCGCAAUGAAGAGGAGUUUUCCAUAUUCAGGGAAAAUUGAAAAACCUUACAGGAAUUUUGGAAGGAUCCAAUUUUGUCUGACUACUAUUGCGCACUUUCUGUUGAUGAAGCAGCUGGUUUUAGCAUAGAAUUGUAAAGUUGUGGCACACAUAAUCUUUCAGUAUAGAGGUAACAAAAGGUCUCUGCUUGAGGAAUAGUUAGCUGUUAAAGAAGAGAUCUGUAAAUUUUUCUUUAUAAAAUCUUUUACAUAUUGUUUCGCAAACACGAAUAAGUUAAUUGUAAAGAGGGAAGUCUUUAUAGCAUUUAUCUUAAGGGUGUCUCAUUCUUUUGUGGAGGCAAAUUUACAGAAUCAGCAAAUGCCUGCUCCUUGUAUACAUUUUGUGAGUCUCUACAGAUUGUUGUAAUAAUAGAAUCAUCUCUUUGAAUUUC
Messenger RNA from Nicotiana tabacum (common tobacco), 1285 nucleotides. NCBI's taxonomy places the organism in Eukaryota, Viridiplantae, Streptophyta, Magnoliopsida, Solanales, Solanaceae. The record is from RefSeq and is a predicted model, not a curated record.